Penicillium olsonii is the source of this 1986-nucleotide messenger RNA. NCBI's taxonomy places the organism in Eukaryota, Fungi, Ascomycota, Eurotiomycetes, Eurotiales, Aspergillaceae. The record is from the annotation of a GenBank genome assembly.
AUGCGUGCAAUCAGCUCGAUUAUAUUCGUUGCAUCAUGUGUGAGAUCUGUGUCAGUGGCCUCUCCAGACCCGAAUCUCUUCACAUACGGCAACACCGGCACACUCCUGGGUACAUCAUUUGGCAUUCCCGCCAAUGCGACCUUUGACUACGUAGUAGUCGGAGCAGGAAAUGCAGGUCUCACAAUUGCAACUCGACUUGCAGCAAACCAGACUGUGAGCGUUGCAGUCAUCGAAGCGGGCGGCUUUUACGAAUCCGACAAUGGCAAUUACUCAAUCGUGCCUGGAUACGCAAGCUACUACACAGGCUCUGACCCCGCGGACUUCCAGCCUCUUGUUGACUGGGGAUUCAGCACAGUGCCCCAGACUGCAUUGGGGGGUAGGGUUUUGCAUUAUGCCCGAGGCAAAACUUUGGGCGGUUCCUCGGCCAGGAACUACAUGCUUUACCAACGGCCUACGGUCGACAGUAUGCAGCGCUGGGCAGAUGAAGUAGAUGAUCAAAGCUACACCUUUGAUCGCAUAUUGCCUUUCUACAAGAAAUCGGUGCAUUAUACCCCUCCCGAUCAGACACUAUAUACCAACUCCUCGAAUACCGAAUCUGAAGAUGUGUUCAGCCCAAAUGGUGGGCCACUGGAAGUCUCGUUCGGCAAUAUGGUGCACGCAUUCGGAUCUUGGUGCCAGAAGGCAUUCACUGCACUUGGUAUGAGUCAGAUCGAUGGGUUCAACAGUGGCAAUCUGCUUGGAUCUGCUUUUGCAACAUUCACUAUCGACCCGCGCAAUGCACAUCGCUCGAGUUCUGAGUCGAGUUUCCUUCAAGAGGGAUUGAGAAAGGGUGCAGGGCCUACUGUGUACAAGAACACCAUGGCUCAACGGAUCUUGAUUACCCAGAAUGACAAUCGGGCAACAGGCGUGCAGGUUUCAACCGCAGGAACGUUUGGUACUCCAUCGAUCAACUUCACGCUUCACGCUCGCAAAGAGGUCAUCCUGUCAGCUGGUGCUUUCCAGUCACCGCAGUUGUUGAUGGUAUCAGGAAUUGGACCGUGUGUUCAUCUGCGCAGCUUCGACAUUCCCUGUCUUCAAGACUUGCCGGGUGUAGGGCAGAACAUGCAGGACCACCCGAUAUUUGGAAUUGCACACCGCGUGAAGGUUCUCACAGCUUCCGCCAUGGCCAACAACGCAACCUUUGCAGCAGAAAAUGUUCAAGCAUUCCUUGAGCAUGCAACCGGUACCCUUUCCAUCUUUGGUCCAGGAUACUAUGGUUGGGAGAAGCUGCCCAACUCAUUGAGGUCGAAGCUUACUCGCGCGUCUCGCCUCGCUUUAUCAAGCUUUCCGCCCGACUGGCCUGAGUUGGAGUGGCUACCCACCGGUGGGUUUAGCGGAUAUAAUCUCAACAAAGUGACAGCCGAUCCGAAGGACGGACACCAAUAUGCAACGAUCAGCGGAGCCCUGAUUGCACCUUUGUCGCGUGGCACGGUCCGACUCGCUGGUCCAACAAUGAACACACCACCACUCAUCGAUCCACAGUGGCUUGUAGACCCGACUGACAUGGAUCUAGCUGUCCAGCUGUUCCAGAGACAGCGUCAAAUGUGGGCAGAGCUGGCGAACCUAGGCGUGGCCGAGCAAGAAGAAUACUUCCCAGGUAUUAACGUUUCCACAACCGCUCAAAUCCGGGAAUACAUCCGAAAAAGCAUGGCGACGGUUUACCAUGCGUCCGCAACAUGCAAAAUGGGUCGUUGGAAUGACACGAUGGCGGUCAUUGACAGCAGUGCGCGUGUCUAUGGGGUGCAAGGAUUGAGAGUUGUCGAUGCCAGCAGUUUCCCCUUUCUGCCACCAGGCCAUCCUCAAUCCACAGUCUACGCAUUAGCCGAGAAGAUCGCAGACGAGUUGUUGAACCAGCAAGAGGACCAGAGUGAAUAUGGCCAUGAUCUGAGUUCGCCGGAGGAUUGGGAAAUCCCCAUGCAUAGACGUCCUACGCAGUUUCAAUAUUAG